Messenger RNA from Haliotis rubra (blacklip abalone), 3203 nucleotides. RefSeq names its product mitogen-activated protein kinase kinase kinase 15-like. The transcript is spliced from 31 exons. Gene Ontology annotation, molecular function: protein kinase activity; ATP binding. The record is from RefSeq and is a predicted model, not a curated record. The coding region runs from base 216 to 3203 and encodes 995 amino acids. Lineage: Eukaryota; Metazoa; Mollusca; Gastropoda; Lepetellida; Haliotidae. Gene Ontology annotation, biological process: protein phosphorylation; MAPK cascade.
UUGUGGUGCACGAUUUUACAAAAUAUUAUUCUGUGUGAAGUUUAAUAAUAUUUUAUCUCAAAAAGACACUUUAUGCCUCCAGAGUGUGCUAAACCUUUCUGAAUACCAUAUAAGUGUCCUUGGUUUGAUUUGCAAUGACUGGAUCUACCUUCAUUGACCCUGCCUUCGAUUGUCGUGAUACAUUCCAGAAGGUAGGAUGACGUAGUUGUGUGACAAUGAAGGUGGUAUGUGUCAGCAACGGCAAUGGAGGCAGUGGGGAGGGCAAUUCCAAGCCUGACACAAAAGCUCUCAGUGUGACAAAUGCUGAUUAUAUCAAAGCAAGGAAAACUGCACAGGCUGAAAUUCAAAAAGCCUGCAACAGUUACAAUGCCAGUCUGGAGACAGUUCCAUUCCAGAAACUGGACUUUGGUGAGACAGCAGUGCUGGACAUCUUCUACAACGCUGAUGUUGUGGUGGUAGACAUGAGCAUCCCCGUGCAGCAGGCACCACUGUACUACCACAUCGGCAUCAGACAGAGCAUGAGCAUGAAGAACAACAUUGUCAUCUGUUUUGACACUGACCCUGAGGUCACUGUGUCUCUUCGGCUGUCGUGUGGGUCAGGGAUCCUCUUCUUCCCGUACCAGGUUGACAGCUGUGGGGUCUGCUUCAUCAGUGACCCCUCCCAGCCCCGCAUCUCAGGGGGAAGCUGUGUCCACCCUGACGUACCCACCCUCAGUCGGAAGCUGAAGGCUGCCUUCAGUGAUGUGGACCAAGACAACAAAGUACAUGCUAAGGAGAGGUUUCUCAGUGAUCUCAGAAAGGCAAGAGCAAAUUUCAAAGGAGAGGAGUUGGCAAAGGCACUGACUGCCAUGCGCCGGAGACUGGACGACCCACAGCUGAUGUCAGUGGAUGUUGUCCUCAACAUGCUCAUCUCCUACAGGGAGAAACAGGACUACAAUGCAAUGGUAGAACUGGUUGAGGAUCUUGGCCGGAUCCCAAACACCAAGGUGGUCAACACUAUUGCAAUCAAAAACCUGUAUGCCUUCGCACUAAACAGACGGAACAGGAAUGGUGACAGAGACAAGGCGCUCGAUGUCAUGGAGAAGGCCAUGUCUGAGUCUGAGAGCCAGGUCCCAGACAUGAUCUGUUUGUGUGGCCGCAUCUACAAGGACAAGUUUGUAGAGUCUGACUACUCCAACCAGUCUGCUCUAACACAUGCUGUAGAGUGGUAUCGCAAGGGCUUCGAGGUGCAACCUAAUGAGUAUGCUGGCAUCAACCUUGCCACUCUGCUUGUCAUCUCAGGCAAGGACUUCACUUCCUGUCAGGAAUUGCAGAGAAUUGGUAUUAUUCUAAACAACCUGAUUGGCAAGAAGGGGAGCCUGCAGUCCCUCACAGACUACUGGGACGUGGCAACCUUCUUUGAAAUCAGCGUAUUAGCUGAGGAUUAUGGGAAGGCAGUGCAGGCUGCGGAGUGUAUGUUCCGUCUGGAACCCCCUGACUGGUAUCUAAAGUCAACAGUUGGGAAUAUCUCAUUGAUCAAUCGAUUCAGAAGGACAGAGAAACAGGGUGGCAGCGAGGAGGAGAAGCAGAAAUUUAUUUUCUGGAUGGAUUUUUUCGUGGAGGCAACUACAACAAAAGAAAAUCUGACUGGCUCCAGAUAUCCUGUUCUCAUCCUUGAGCCCAACAAGGAGCUCAUCCCAAGCUACAUUCAGGUAGACUCGGAGACUGACGACAAGCGUGUUUUGUUGUGGUUUGUGACCCCCAAUAAGCAUGACCACCGCCUCAGUGAGUGGUCUUUCCCUCUGGAGACCAUCAAGAGAGUAAGCCUGUACAAGCGAGACAGUCGGGCUUUGUUUCUCUAUGUGCAAGAAAAUGCUGAUGAUGACUUUCACAUCUAUUUCUCAUCCGAAGCACAGAAAACCAGGUUCUAUGAUGUGAUGUGUAACUUGGCAGUCAACCCGGAAUGUUGCACAAGAGAUGCAGAUGAGUUUGAGGAGGUUGUUGAUUAUGAGUACGACAAGGAUGAGAAGAGUAACCGUGUAAUGCUUGGUCGUGGGACAUAUGGAUCUGUGUAUGCCGCCCGUGACAAGAAGACGCAGAUCAAAAUAGCUGUAAAGGAAGUACCUGAGAAAUACAAACAAGAAGUGCAGCCUCUCCAUGAAGAGAUACGACUGCACAGCCGACUGGCUCACAAGAACAUUGUCAAGUAUCUGGGUUCAGUCAGUGAAGAUGGCUUCUUCAAGAUCUUCAUGGAGCAGGUUCCAGGAGGGAGCCUGUCACAGUUGCUGCGUUCAAAGUGGGGGCCCUUGAAGGAAAAUGAGACAACCAUUGCCUUCUACACCAAGCAGAUUCUGGAGGGACUACGCUACCUGCAUGACAACAAGAUUGUACACCGAGAUAUCAAGGGCGACAACGUGCUGGUCAACACCUACAGUGGUGUGCUCAAGAUCUCAGAUUUUGGCACAUCUAAGCGUCUGUCUGGAAUUAACCCAUGUGCUGACACUUUUGCAGGAACUAUCCAGUACAUGGCUCCUGAAGUGAUAGACAAGGGUUCCCGUGGUUACGGUCCUCCUGCUGAUAUCUGGUCACUGGGAUGCACAGUCAUAGAGAUGGCCACAGGGAAACCUCCAUUUGUUGAGCUGGGCUCCCCUGAGGCUGCUAUGUUUAAAGUGGGCUUCUAUAAGAUGCAUCCUGACAUCCCAGAGUUGAUGUCCAACAAGGCAAAAGACUUUCUUCUCAGGUGUUUUGAGCCAAUGUCAGAUGACCGAGCUACUGCACUGACCCUGCUGGAGCACCCCUUUAUCCUGGACAAUCUGGGCUCGAAGAGAAAGAAAAGGAAGAAACAACCAUUAUCUCCUGAGCACAAUGUUGUCCGCAGCACAUCUGAGCCGUGUGACAAGCAGGUUGAAGAAAUGAAGGAACUCAAGCUGCGGAUCCCUAGGGUGUCCAAAUUACGGCGAGAGGGCUGCAGCAGUAUGGAGAACCUGACUGACCUGGAAACAGUGGAGGAAGAAGGGCUUCACAGUUCUGCCAGUUACUCAGAUUUUCUUGACAUUCAGUCAUGCAGGAGAUCACUGUCCCCGUCCCCCACACGUAGCCGUUCUCCCAGCACGGACUCCAUCUUGUCCCCCACCAGCACUGUGAUGCUGUGUCACCGGACAUCGACGCGGACCACUGCUCACAGGACAGUUCAGCCUCCAGGGAAGGGGGCUUCUUCUUGCUGA